Alosa sapidissima (American shad) is the source of this 1181-nucleotide messenger RNA. RefSeq lists its product as uncharacterized. The record is from RefSeq and is a predicted model, not a curated record. The transcript is spliced from 9 exons. The coding region runs from base 66 to 1181 and encodes 371 amino acids. Lineage: Eukaryota; Metazoa; Chordata; Actinopteri; Clupeiformes; Clupeidae.
AAACCAACAAGCCAAAAACAUGUUAUAAUGGACGUUGAGGCAUUCCUGAAAUUUGUUAGAAUGGGAUGGAGCACAAAAGAAAAAAAAGUGCUAAACUUGUUCAAAGUGAGGACCUUUUAAAUUUCAUCCACAUGGCUGAAGCAGCACUGCCGCAGGCCAUAGAUGACCUCACUCUUAACCCAGGCAGCUCUGCCUGCCUGGCCAAAGUGGCAGGACUGCUAGUGGGAGCUAUGGUGGCCACAACAGGACACAGAAAAUGUGUGUUCCUGGGAAUGACGACAGAUGACAUAAUGAAUGCCCAGCCUUAUAAAAAGUCCUUCACAAUCAGAGUAGCUGAGCAUAAGACUCUCGAGGCAUUUGGCCCAGCAAUGGUGUCAGUGUCCAAAUACCUGAUGGACCGCCUUAGGGCCUUUGUGUGCUUGAGGUCAACCCUACCUGGUUUUAAUAAAGCACCGAAGGUCCUGUUCUUUACAAGAAAUGGCCAGGAAAUGGAUAAGAUAGGGGUCUAUGUGAAAAAGGUUUGGAGGGAGUUUGGGCUUCCAGGGGCACCAAACCUCGGUGAUAUCCGAACAGCGAUCUCAACAUGGGCAGACAAAGCUCUCUCACUCAAAGACAGGACUGAUCUGAAUAAGGCAAUGUGCCAUGAUCCUAAAACGGCAUCAAAAUAUUAUGUUGUUGGUCCUGAGCCAACGCCAAAAGAUGCAAGGAAAAUACGCCUUGACAUCUUAAAGGCUUUAAUGGAUACUGUAAAGCCCCGCCAGAAAAAACAAGCCAUGAGGCUUGUUGCUUUUGCGGGACAAACACAUCUCCACAAAAUCAAAAUCGACUUCCAGGAUUUCACCCUUAAGCACCACUCCACUGACUUCCUGAAUUUGGACUUCCAACUUUUCGACAUGGAUCCAGGCAGGGACCCCUCUACUGAAUAUAUGCAGCGAAAUGAGCACGCAAAGUCAGUUUCCAAAAUGAUGACAUCAGAGUCUGAGGAUGGUCAGAGGCAACAGCAGAAAGGACUGAAGUGCAAGGAAUUGGAUACUGCCAAUAGCACAAUCAAAGAAGAAAUAAACUUGGAGUGUUUUGAGAGCAGCGAGGAUCUGGAAGGUCUCACGGUCUCAAUGAAGCUGCAAACAAUAUUCGAGGAAAUACAAGAGGAUGACAUGGAGGUCAGUGUCCAAUUCUGGUAA